This is a messenger RNA of Alnus glutinosa, 1724 nucleotides long. RefSeq names its product protein DETOXIFICATION 34. Gene Ontology annotation, cellular component: membrane. Lineage: Eukaryota; Viridiplantae; Streptophyta; Magnoliopsida; Fagales; Betulaceae. Gene Ontology annotation, biological process: xenobiotic detoxification by transmembrane export across the plasma membrane. The coding region runs from base 1 to 1680 and encodes 559 amino acids. The transcript has 8 exons. The record is from RefSeq and is a predicted model, not a curated record. Gene Ontology annotation, molecular function: xenobiotic transmembrane transporter activity; antiporter activity.
AUGAGAGAACCAAAACUUUAUAUGAAUGGGGACAUAAACCAAUUUUUCACAAGGACAAAGGGUGCAUUAAAAACUGCAAAUAUAGGGGAAAAACAAGAAAAUGAGGUACUCAAAGCAGAGGAAAGGAGUAGUUCAUCCUCUGCUGGAUCAUCACCUAGGCAAGCACGAGGGUCACGGAGUGCAUCGCCAUUGAUAGAUGGUAUCAUAGUCUCGGACACCUCGGAGCUCUACCAUGCUCCUACAAAGCUGAUUGAGACCAAUGUUGGAGAUUAUCCUCCUAUAAGAAACUUUGAAGACUUAAAGUAUGUAUGUUAUUCAGAGACCACAAAGCUAUGGGUAAUUGCAGGCCCUAUAGCGUUUAACAUUUGGUGCAAUUAUGGGAUCAAUUCGUUUACGAAUAUCUUUGUUGGGCACAUUGGAAAUGUGGAGCUCUCUGCCGUUGCCAUUUCCCUGUCUGUCAUUGCAAACUUCUCUUUUGGCUUCUUGCUUGGUAUGGGAAGCGCAUUGGAGACAUUAUGUGGUCAGGCAUUUGGUGCUGGGCAAGUGGACAUGCUAGGCGUGUAUAUGCAGCGUUCUUGGAUAAUUCUAUUUGUCACCUGCUUCUGUAUAUUGCCCCUUUACGUAUUCGCCACGCCAAUCCUAAAGCUCCUUGGACAAGAAGAUGACAUAGCAGAACUUGCUGGAAAGUUCUCUAUACAGAUUAUCCCUCAAAUGUUUUCACUUGCUUUAAACUUUCCUACGCAAAAGUUUUUGCAGGCGCAGAGCAAUGUUGGAAUUCUGGCAUGGCUUGGUUUUGUGGCUUUUAUUGUACACAUUGGCAUCCUAUAUCUCUUCAUUGAAGUGUUUGGUUGGGGUACUGCUGGUGCUGCUGCAGCCAUUGACAUCUCGGCGUGGGGCAUUGCUUUGAGUCAGGUGGUUUAUGUUGUUGGUUGGUGCAAGGAUGGGUGGAAGGGAUUGUCAUGGUUAGCCUUCAAGGACAUUUGGCCCUUUGUGAGACUCUCCAUUGCUUCAGCUGUGAUGCUUUGCUUAGAGAUUUGGUAUUUCAUGACGAUAAUUGUUCUCACUGGACACCUUGAUAAUCCUAUUAUUGCAGUUGGUUCCCUUUCAAUCUGCAUGAAUUUGAAUGGGUGGGAAGGCAUGUUGUUUAUUGGCGUAAAUGCGGCUAUCAGUGUUAGGGUUUCCAAUGAGCUUGGAUCUGGACACCCCAGAGCAGCAAAAUACUCUGUCAUUGUCACAACCGUUCAGUCUCUCCUCAUUGGGAUUUUCUUCGCAACCAUAAUCUUGGUUACUAGAGACCAUUUUGCUAUCGUCUUUACUGACAGCAAAGACAUGCAGCGUGCUGUUUCUCGAUUAGCAUUCCUUCUUGGCAUAACCAUGGUACUUAAUAGUGUGCAGCCAGUUAUAUCAGGUGUUGCUGUUGGAGGAGGCUGGCAGGCUUUAGUGGCUUAUAUAAACUUGUUUUGUUACUACAUUGUAGGGCUCCCUUUUGGCUUUCUUCUCGGCUACAAAACUAAAUUAAGGGUGGAGGGAAUCUGGAUUGGCAUGAUAUUUGGGACAUUCUUGCAGACAUUGAUCCUCUUGUUUAUCACUUAUAAAACCAACUGGAACAAGGAGGUAGAACAAGCAUCGAUACGGAUGCAGAAGUGGACCGGACAAGAUGAAGGAUUUGAUAAAAUUUAAAGCUCGGGUGCCACCUUUGAUUUUCAGAAUUCCAUACUAGUAAU